This is a messenger RNA of Mesorhabditis spiculigera, 231 nucleotides long. The record is from the annotation of a GenBank genome assembly. NCBI's taxonomy places the organism in Eukaryota, Metazoa, Nematoda, Chromadorea, Rhabditida, Rhabditidae.
AUGCCCGGAAUCGUCGACAAGACCAAGGACGCCGUCAGCAACGCCGCUGAGGCUGUGAAGGACAAGUACCACAACGCCACCGAGGCCGCCAGCCAAAAGUGGGAGAACGCGAAGGGGAGCGCCGAGGAGGCCUGGGACAACACCAAGGAGCGCGCGCACGAGAAGAAGGAAGAAGUGAGAGACUUCACCGACGCCAAGCUCCACAAGGCCGAGCGAAAGCUUGACGAGCAC